UGCUCAUCUCUUAUGUGUUCAUGAACUUCAAGAACAUUUCCUUUUUGGGUUUGCAUUUAAUUGACUUUUGUAUGUAUGAAUGAUGAGUUUCCAAAGAUAUUGUUCCUAAUCUUACUCGAACAAGAAUUAGUUUUAUCCCCUCAUAAUAGAUGCAAAUGGCAUAUGGGUGCCCCUAUGGCCCUACCCAUGACAAUGAACAUGGGGACAGCUAAUUAAUGGAUGCCUUCUUUGACAAUAAUCUCACGACCUCUUUUUUUGACUCGCUCAUCCUUUUGGUUGAAUCCAUGUCAAUCCCUCAUUUAUUCCUCUACUGUAGCUUAUGAACAAUUCUUUGCUUUUCCCAGUUUCGUCCUCUUCAAAAUUCUCUCCCGCUUCCGAUCCAAACAGUUCUUUUGAUCAUGUCUUCUUCUUUUUCUUCUUCACGCAGUUUCUUCUGCGCUGUAUUUUCAAUUCUAAUCUCCAUUUCCAUCUCAGUCACGGCUACAGAGUUCGUCUUCAACACCAAUUUCACUUCCACUAAUACUUUGCUCUUCGGCAACGCCACAAUUGAGUCUUCUGUUCUUAUUCUCACUAGAGAUACCCCUUUCUCCAUCGGCCGUGCCCUUUACCCCUUUAAGAUUCCCAUCUUUUCCUCCAAUUCUUCAUUUUCCUUUGCAACUUCUUUCAUCUUUUCUGUCACCCCUCAGCCAAAUCUUCUCCCCGGCCAUGGAUUUGCCUUUCUCUUCACACCCUCUACUGGAAUCAAUGGCACCAGCUCGGCUCAGCAUUUGGGGCUUUUCAAUUUCACCAAUAAUGGCAGCCCCAAUAACCAUGUCUUCGCUGUUGAGUUCGACACUUUCCAAAAUCAAGAGUUCAAUGACACCAAUGAUAACCAUGUGGGCGUGGAUUUGAAUUCUCUCCAGUCCACCGUUUCCGCUGCAGCAGGGUUUUGGAGUGGACCAGAUGAUGGAGAAUUCAAGCAGCUGGAGAUCAAUAAUGGAGAAACUUAUCAGGUUUGGAUUGAAUGUCUAGAUUCUUUGCUUAAUAUUACAAUGGCUGAAGUGGGAGUGAAAAAACCUAGAAAGCCAUUGAUUUCUCUGUCUGUUAAUUUUUCUGGAUUGCUUUUGGAUAAGAUGUAUGUGGGAUUUACAGCAGCCACAGGGCAAUUAGUUCAAAGCCAUAAGAUAUUAUCUUGGAGCUUUAGUUCCACUAACUUUUCUAUUGCUGAUGCUUUAGUGAUAACGAAUUUGCCAUCUUUUGCUCCUCAAAAGCUGGGCUCCAUUUUCGAGUCGAUAUCUUUCAUAUUGGGGAUAACUGUGGGUGGUGCUGGACUUGUAAUUCUAUGUAGUGUUGUUGUUGUAAUUACCAAAAGAAGGGGACGAAAGAAACCAAAGGAUGAUGAAAUUGAAGAGUGGGAGUUAGAAUAUUGGCCGCAUCGGUUUGCUUAUGAAGAUGUUUAUGAAGCAACUGAGGGGUUCUCAGAAGGCAAUGUGAUUGGGUUUGGGCGCAACGGGAAGGUCUAUAAAGGGACCUUAGGGAGAUCAAAAGUUGCUGUGAAGAGAAUCUGUGUUGAAGGUGAGAGUGGGAUGAGGGAGUUUGUGGCUGAGAUUUCAAGCCUGGGAAGAUUACAGCAUAGAAAUCUUGUGAAGCUUAUAGGAUGGUGUAAGAAGGAGAAAGGAAGCUUAAUCUUAAUGUAUGAUUACAUGGAAAAUGGAAGUCUAGACAAGAAGCUAUUCGAGUGUGAUGAGAAUGCAAUGCUGAGUUGGGGGGAAAGGAUGAAGGUUUUGAGAGAUGUAGCCACUGGGCUGCUAUAUCUGCACCAAGGUUGGGAUUACAAGGUUCUACAUAGAGAUAUAAAGCCCAACAACGUGCUACUCGACAAGGACAUGAAUGCAAAGUUAGGAGACUUUGGGUUGGCUCGAAUGCAACCCCAUGAGAAAACGGCAGACACAACUCAAGUGAUGGGAACCGUUGGGUAUAUGGCACCAGAGGUGGUUCGAACAGGUCGAGUAUCGGCACAGGCAGACGUUUUUGGGUUCGGGGUGUUGGUUUUGGAGGUGGUUUGUGGGAGGAGAGCAAUAGAAGAGGGGAAGCCAUGGUUGAUAGAUUGGGUAAUGGAGAGGAAUGAGGUUGGAUUUGUAGUUGAUGAGAGAUUGAAAGUUGGUGGGAAUGAGAUUGAUGAAAUGGAGAGAAUGGUUUGUUUGGGGUUAUUGUGUGCGCAGCCUGAGGCUGGUUCAAGGCCAACAAUGCAACAAGUUGUGAGCAUUUUGUGCGAGGGAAAUGGAAACGGAAAUGGUUCAAAUGAUGGAUUGUUGAACAGAUUAAGAUCAACAAGAACACUGUCUGAGAUUUAUGGAGGCAACCAUUGCCAGCAGCAUCCAACGUUUGAACAAAUCAAAACAUCUUCCUCUUCAACAUCGCUCGUUGAUUCGGAUAUUUUAAGGAUUGGCCGCUAGUAGAAGUUUGAUUGUUUAGAUGCAAGUUGGUUUUGUAAAUUCUGUAUAAAUGCUGUCUUUAAUUCAUCUUAUUAUUUUACUUAAUUGUUACAUUUUUAAAUA
Messenger RNA from Cucurbita moschata (crookneck pumpkin), 2537 nucleotides. RefSeq names its product probable L-type lectin-domain containing receptor kinase VII.2. The coding region runs from base 399 to 2435 and encodes 678 amino acids. Gene Ontology annotation, cellular component: plasma membrane. Gene Ontology annotation, molecular function: ATP binding; protein kinase activity; carbohydrate binding. The record is from RefSeq and is a predicted model, not a curated record. Gene Ontology annotation, biological process: protein phosphorylation. The transcript has a single exon. Lineage: Eukaryota; Viridiplantae; Streptophyta; Magnoliopsida; Cucurbitales; Cucurbitaceae.